GCCCGACCCGACGCUCGUUCCAAUUCCUUGCUCCACGACGACCAACUCCACCGUCCCCGACGCCAACUGCCGUCGACGCGCUCAACGUCCCGAACACACAAAGCCCCUGUACACCACAUACCGCCGGCCCCAUCGCAGGCUUAGCUCUCACCGAAGGAUCGCCUCUUCCGCUCCACCCCAUCACUCCCCGCCCACUCCAUUCAGUCGCGCUCCCUACUAGACCCUCGGCUCCGCCCUGCUCCAGAUCCUCUCCCCACCUUUCGCAGCAUCGACACUGCCUAAAUCGCCACGAUGGCCGGAGAUCACAAGUGUCCAGUCUGCCAGGCGACGUUCACCAGGCCGCAGCAUGUCGCCCGACACAUGCGAUCUCACACCGGCGACCGCCCGUACAAGUGCCAACACUGCGGCGACCAGUUCGCCCGCUCGGACCUCCUCUCUCGCCACAUUAACAAAUGCCACGCAUCGGAAAAGCCCCCAGUGACGAACGCGCCCUCGAACCAGCGCAGGAAGGGUGCUGCAGCUGCAUGCCGUGCUACGACCUCGAAACAAGCUUGCGAUCAAUGCGUACAAGGUACAUUACCCUGCGACGGCGCUAAUCCAUGUUCGAAAUGUAUUCAACGGAAGACGCGAUGUACAUAUAUCAAAUUCCACCGACAAACAGCCCCAGCAGGCCCGGGACACAUGCCACCUCGGAUGCCCGGAUCCACAUCAAACGCGGCUGCGAGUGGAAUCAACUUGCCACCUGUAGGAUCCGUCGCACUUUCCUCGAACAACUUCAACCUCGGUCUGCCCCCUCUCUCCGACUACUCGUUCGCCGGUCCCAGCCUGUACGCCCAGACAGGCUCCAUCCACAAUCCCCCUUCCACCUCGUUCAAUCCCGGACACGGGAGGGGAUACUCGGAUGACGCCUUCAUCCUCAACCAAACUGGCUACAACCCUGGCCUGAACCCGAACGCGAGCCCGACGAUGCACUCAUCUGUCGACGCCAACGCUAGUCCGCACGCACCUUACGUUCACCCCGCCGGCCUGGCCGGCGGCAUCAAUCCUGGACCCACCAACAGCGUCGGCUCGACCGCGCUCCAGGGGCUCUACGGCAACCACCAGUUCACGUUCCCGGCGCCUCCGAUGCCUCCGCCCGUUACCCAGACACAGAGCCAGAACGCAGUGUACGGACCCACCGGCGAUCUUAUGAACCGCGUCGGCUCGUCGUCGCCCACCCCGUCGCUCACCAUGUCAGGUUCGACGCGCGAUUCCAUCGACUCGGGUACGAGCGCGGGCAGCUCCCCGCACAUGACGCAGCCGCAGUUGCACGGAAUGACGCAGGGACAGCUGCCGCCGAAUAUCGGCCAGGACGCUGGGAUGCGGUACAGGAUGCAUGCGGAAAUGUUCAGGCGACAAAUGGUGCAGCAGCAGGUGCAGGAAGCAGCUCAGGCGGCGGCCGCGCGUAGUGGGGGAUCUGAAUUGAUCCGCCCGAGAUUCGACUCGAACCCGGCGGCCACCACGGCCACCACCAUAUCGGGAUGGCCACCGUCCUCGGACGACGGUGUUAAGUACGAGACGACGGCCUUCGAGGGCCUAUUCGAUAACGAACAACAGCAUCAGCCCCACGCGCAGGACGGGUACGCGUCGUUCAGGCAUCCGAACGGUGGGUUGAACGGCGCGCAUCACGCUCGGAACGCGUCGGAUGCCAGCUCGGCGAGCGAUGCCAGCGCGGCGAGUUCUGCGGGACAUUUCCCGGGCGGAGACGAGCGCGCCGGGAGCGUCGCUUCCGAAGGGGGAAGAAACGUCCACCAUAAUGCGCAGUUGUCGCCUAAAGUGUAUGGUGACGGGAAGCAGCCGGACGGCGUGUCGAACGCGUUCGGACUGAUGAGCCUUGACGAUCCCAACGUCCUUGCUGGCCUGGCGAACGACGGUCAACCGUUCUUCAGCGGCAUGACACCCGGCGCCUUCGACAUGCAGACGCCGAUGCCGAACCGGGAGAAGGAGAGGCAGGGGCCGUUUUCCGGCCUCUUCUCGCCGUUCAAGACGCCGCUGAGCACGUUGAGCAGGCAGCUCGGCUUUGACUACUCUAAAGGUGAUUUGCCACCAUCCUCCUGGGAGGAUCUUGUUGGCGAGUUCGUGAAUGACGCCGGCGUUGUUGCAGAUGGCAAGACGCCGUUGAGCUCGAAGGAGGUGGAGACCAAGGAGCUGCGUGAUUUCUGGAAGCAGUAUUUGAAGACGCCGUUGAGCGGGGGUGGUCCCCUUGGCCAGCCUAGCGGCGUCAACGGGGAUAAUCUCGCUCGACCUGGAGGGCUGAAGCGCGGUCUAAGCCGCGUCGCCUCGCUCCCGUCCGUGAAGACGCCAGCCGCCGCGAACGUCGAACAACCGCCGUAUCACCAUCACCCCCAGACGCCCGGCGUCGAGCAGAUCAACGCGAACAACUACAACAACGUCGCUCAUGCCGCCUACGCCCGCGCUCCCAAUGGGUCGGACGACCUGCGGUCGUACGAGCAGGCGGUGCUCGCGCGCAGGAUGCCGAUGCGUCUCAAUAUCGCCCCGAAAAAGCCGCGCGUGUCGCCCCAACCUCCGUCUCAGGCGACCUCGAGCCAGCAAGGUCACCAAUCCGGCGCCGGAGGGAACCUCUCGGCAUCGGGUUUGAACGCGACACUCAACGCUCAGAGCCGGCCUUCGUCGUCCAACUCGUCGUCGAGUCUCACCGGCGCGCUCGGCGGCGAAGCGAGCGGUAGCCGCCCGGGCACGUCGCAGGGUCGCAUGGGCCCACCGCCCGACACGACCAUGCGCCCUCCGGCCGGCGGAAGCGACGACGGCGCGUCCGUUACCUCGGACGGGGAUGGUUCUGGUCGGCCAAGCUUCAAGCGGCUCGCGAGCCAGACGCUGGGUCCGGAGAACACGAAGCGGACAAUGUUGUCGUAUCCGGCUGAUGAGGCAGAUCCGCAAGCGGGCGGAGAGGAGGGGCAGCAGCAAGAUGGGUACCAGGGAGGGAUUGAUGGCGCGCGACCCAUAGCGGGCCUCCCGGACAGGUAUAGGAGGGUAAACAUUUCGAGCGCAACGGCAUGAUAUACAUCGCGAAAUGUGGCGUCUUGUUGUUUACUGAAAGUGUUGACUCUGAUGUUGUUUCCAUGAUCUCCCGUUUUUCUUGACUUAUAUCCUCUCCAUGGAGCUUCUCUCUCCCCUUCCCCUGUUCUUAUUUCAGGACGAAAGUAUGUUUAGUUGUACUUGUAUGGUCGUAUACUACCGUAUCACCUCCGCCAUGUAAUACAUGAAGAUGGUCUGGAGGUUACAUCUUCUGACACUGCC
Punctularia strigosozonata HHB-11173 SS5 is the source of this 3297-nucleotide messenger RNA. RefSeq lists its product as uncharacterized. Gene Ontology annotation, biological process: regulation of DNA-templated transcription. Gene Ontology annotation, molecular function: DNA-binding transcription factor activity, RNA polymerase II-specific; zinc ion binding. The record is from RefSeq and is a predicted model, not a curated record. NCBI's taxonomy places the organism in Eukaryota, Fungi, Basidiomycota, Agaricomycetes, Corticiales, Punctulariaceae. The transcript has 9 exons. The coding region runs from base 292 to 3057 and encodes 921 amino acids.